Messenger RNA from Pollicipes pollicipes, 1279 nucleotides. Its product is annotated as zinc transporter ZIP13-like. Gene Ontology annotation, cellular component: membrane. Gene Ontology annotation, biological process: zinc ion transmembrane transport; intracellular zinc ion homeostasis. Lineage: Eukaryota; Metazoa; Arthropoda; Thecostraca; Pollicipedomorpha; Pollicipedidae. Gene Ontology annotation, molecular function: zinc ion transmembrane transporter activity. The record is from RefSeq and is a predicted model, not a curated record.
AGUCGGCCCCGGCCGCCGCCGGCGGCCAGUGGGCCCUCGACGAGCAUGGCGGACACCGGGCGGCGGUCGCCGCUACUACUGCUGCUGCUGCACGUGGGCACCGCGGUGGCCGAACUGCAUCGCGCCAAGUACCAGCGGCCGUUCCCGCGCGCCGACGAGACGGCCGCGCCGCCGGCCGACAUGCUGGACACGCUGGCGGCACUGUACGCGCGUCACGAGCCCUGGGUACUCUCGGUGGCCGGCGCCGCGCUGGUGGGCUUCAGCGGCGUGCUGCCUCUGCUCGUCAUCCCGCUGGAGACCGGCGCCCGUCUCAAGGAGCGAGAUGGCGAGAGGCGGCUGCGGCUGCUGCUUAGCUUCGCAACUGGCGGGCUGGUGGGUGAUGUCUUCCUCCACCUGCUGCCGGAAGCCAUGCGGCACGCGCACAGCGAGGCCGAGCAGAUCCGAGUCGGCCUCUGGGUCAUCGCCGGCGUGUUCUUCUUCGUCCUGCUCGAGAUGGUGUUCAACCAGAGCCUGCAAGAGGAGCCGACGCCGGAGCCGCGGGAGCAGGCCGCCGCGGCGCCGCAGCCGGCGGCCGGCGGCGCCGACCUGCGCAGACGCCACCUGGCGGCCGGCGACCACAGCGCCACUAACGGCAGUGCCAAGGGCGUGCCGCCGCCGCCGCCGCCAGUCGACCGGCCGCCGGUCAGGCAGGUGGCAGGCUACCUGAACCUGCUAGCCAACAGCGUGGACAACUUCACGCACGGACUGGCCAUCGGCGGCAGCUUCCUGGCCAGCACGCGCAUAGGCUUGCUGACCACCUUCGCCAUCCUGAUCCACGAGAUACCUCACGAGGUCGGCGACUUCGCCAUCCUGCUGAAGUCAGGCUUCGGCAGGUGGGAGGCGGCCAAGGCGCAGAUGGCGACAGCCACGCUGGGCAUCACGGGCGCCAUCAGCGCCCUGCUCGCCGACGACCCUAAAGCCCUGGGUGACCGCACGGCCUGGAUCCUGCCAUUCACGGCCGGCGGCUUCAUUCACAUCGCGCUGGUGGGCGUGCUGCCCGAGGUGUGUAAGGAGCGCGAGCCGCUGCAGUGUCUGAAGCAGGGCGUCUGCCUGCUGGCGGGCGUGCUGGUCAUGCUGGCCGUCUCCGUCACGGUCGAGCACUGAACGCCGCCAGCCGCCGCUGGUGCUCGCUACGGCCGCUCAGCAGCAGCGCAAGAAACUGUGCACCCCGCCAGCAGCCCGAGCACGCCGGGCUCCGCCAGCAGACCAAACUGACCUUGGACCCGCCGGCAGCCGGGUC